Molecule: messenger RNA, 18728 nt
Organism: Dermacentor albipictus
Lineage: Eukaryota; Metazoa; Arthropoda; Arachnida; Ixodida; Ixodidae
Product: sialin-like
Biological process (GO): monoatomic anion transport; transmembrane transport
Cellular component (GO): membrane
Molecular function (GO): transmembrane transporter activity
Source: RefSeq, a predicted model, not a curated record
UCUGCGAGAGUCAUGUGCAAUAUGAGGAAUACGUGAAAGUUACGGUGGCACCGUUAUCAUAGAAUUACGCCCCCAGCAACCACUUUGCGACUGGUCGAUACCGCGAAAAGGGACAGGCGCUGCGUGUUGCGCGCCCCCAAGCUCGGUACCAAGUUCGCGUGUUCCUGCGCCUGCGCCCAUGAUGCUUCUACCGUCGGCGUUGUGAAUGCUUUCGGGACCUUUUUCACUAGUUGAUCACGCAGAGGGAGGGCGCGAGUGCGGUGUUUCGAGCGCGGGCGGCUACUGGAAACAUAUGGCUCUACUCUGAGGCAACAGUACGAGGUCCUCGUCCCGUGACUCGUUCAGAAGCAGUCGUUUCAUUGUCACAGCGAGUAUCCGUCAACGUUGAAGGCCAUCUAGUAUCGCUGGAACAGGUUUCUCGGUCGAAAUAUGUCGCUGCUUACCAAAGAUGAAGAAACUACAAGCGAAUCACUGCUCUCGAAGAAACGCCGCACAUUCAGAGGGAUCUACGAUGCCGUGCAGACUCGUCAUGUGCUGGCACUUAUGGGAUUCUUGGGCUUUGUCAAUGUGUAUGCACUAAGAGUGAACUUGAGUGUUGCCCUGGUUGCCAUGGUUAACCACACUGCAAUCCUUGCUAACAACACGCCUUCAUCAGGACAGGAAUGCAAGGCAUAUCCUGCAAAUAGUACCAAAGAGAAGGUGCAGGAUGGAACGUUUAUAUGGAAUGAAUAUGAGCAAGGGAUCAUACUGGGAGCAUUCUUCUAUGGCUACGUCAUCACCCAGAUUCCUGGAGGUCGUCUGGCCGAGCGGUUUGGAGCCAAAUGGCUCUAUGGGCUUGGUGUGCUUGUCACUGCCCUGCUUACUCUUCUGACUCCAGCUGCAGCCUCUUGGAACAUCUAUGCCUUUGUCACUCUCCGAGUCAUGAUGGGCCUUGGUGAGGGAGUGACCUUCCCCGCAAUGCAUGCCAUGAUAGCUCGGUGGCUGCCGAAGGAUGAGCGCAGUCUGCUGUCUACGAUUAUCUACUCGGGUGGCCAGAUUGGCACUGUGGUGGCCAUGCCUUUAUCUGGGCUACUCUGCGACUCAACCUUCCUUGGCGGCUGGCCUGCUGCUUUCUACGUCUUUGGUCUGAUUGGUGUAGUGUGGUUUGUGUUCUGGGCCUUCCUGGCGUACAACAGCCCUCAGGAGCACCCACGUAUCAGCGAUGAGGAACGCAUCUACAUUGAAACCAACCAGGGUGAAGAACAGGCUCGGGAGAAGUUGCCCAUCCCAUGGCGUGCCGUGCUGACUUCAGUGCCAUUUUGGGCACUGAUGGUGACUCACUUUGGCCAGAACUGGGGCUUCUACACGCUUCUAACUGAACUGCCCAGUUAUCUCAAGAACAUCUUGCACUUCGACAUCAGGAAGAAUGGGUACCUCUCAGCAGUGCCGUACCUCUUGGGGACAUUCUCCAGCUGGGGUGCGGGAUAUCUGGCUGACCACAUACGGCGAAAAGACCUGUUCACGACCAGCAUCAUUAGGAAGUUCUUCAAUUCUAUCUCAUUCUUUGGAACAGCCAUCUGCCUGUUUAUUGUGACCUUUGCGGGUUGUAACGGAUUCCUCAACGUAAUUCUUUUGACCAUUGGCAUGGGCCUCAAUGGCUUCUGUUUCUCAGGCUACAUGGUAACCCAUGUUGACAUGUCCUCGGACUUUGCAGGUACUCUGAUGGGAAUGACGAAUGCCUUUGCUAACUUCGCUGGCUUUCUGGCACCUCUCGCAGUUGGGAGCUUGACAAACAACAAUGAGACAAUCGCACAGUGGAGCAUCGUUUUCUACAUCGCUGCCGGCGUGUACGUCUUCACGGGCCUCGUCUUCCUACUCUUCGGCUCGGCUGAGCUGCAGCCUUGGGGGCUGUAUGCACAGACGUGUGGUGGCAACUUUGCGGGGCCUUUGGGAACUCUAGGGACAGGAAAUCUGUCGGCCGACACCCCUUACCAGGCCACGCACGACGACGGCACGCCGGAGAGUCCCAAGUCUGAUGAUGCUUUCCCCACUGAAGCAUAUUGAUGUGCUCGGUACUGCAGAUGAGGUGAUUGUGUCUGUCUCCAUCUCACCAUAACUUGGCAAGCAGGAAAAGGCUGCGUGCCAGAACCUCACAAUGUAGGUGGAACAAAGGCCUUCACAUUUUGAUGUAGCUCGCAAAACCUUGAAUGUUUUUUAAAGAGAGAGCUAACAUGCAUUAAAGCAUUUUUGCUUUUAGCUGCCGUCAAGCUAAUGUGCUUCUAUAAAAUGCUUGAUUUAAGGUAUCCUGGGUUAGAUAUCUUCGAGCCGCAAGCUUAAUAUUUUAAGAUACCAAGGUUGAGCAUAUGACUGCCUGGCUCAAGGGACAGCUGCUAGACACUGCGUCUAUAGUUAUAGCCACUGAAUCUCAAAUUUCGCUAGCAUCCACAUCAGUACACAAUGUGUAACAUAGCCGCUUAAGGAGUGCUUUCUAAACAGUGACUUAGCCUUACCAGGAGUACUAAAGCAGCUAUAUGCAUGGAGCAUAAAGUCAUCUCCUGCUUUACUCUUGCACCCGCCACAGUGGCUCUAUGGUUAUGGCAUACUUCUGACAGAGCCCAAGGUUGUGGGUUGGAUGCCUGUGGGUUCCUUCCGAGCGAAUGCAAGAGCACUGGUGUAUUGAGAUUUGGGUACACAUUAAACAUCCCCAUGUGAUUUAUUAGUGAACCUCCUUUUGCAGAGUGUCUCGUGGCCCAGAUUUAGUUUUGGGACAUUAUUGUUAGGCAAGUUACACUGUUAUUAGGUAAAUUUGGUUCAUUACAUUAGGUAAAUUACUGGUACAUGUCUGGUACAUGUCUGGUACAUGUCUGGGCUGUAUGGUACAUGACACACUGCAGCCAUAGUGGCAGCCAUGUUGCCAACUACUGUGGUCUCAUUGAUCCAUUUAGCUUGUAGCUUUAGCAUUUUGUGUGGUGGCUCAGUGGCUGUGGUAUUUGGAUGUUGAGCAUGGGGUUACAUGAUUGAACCUCGGCAGCAGCAGCUGCAUUAUGAGUAUGGCAUGCAAAAACGCUCGUGUACCUUGCUUUGGGUCUAUGUUAAAGAAUGCCUAAGCGAUUAAAAUUUAUCUGUAUCUCUCCACUGCAGGAUCUUCCAUAGCCACUGUUAUCUCCUUGGGAUGCCCUUUGUGAUCGAUGAGCUGGUCACUGAUGCCUUAGUGUUUUGCCAAGUCAUGGUGAGAUUGAAGCAUACACAUUCCAAAAUGCAAACAAACCCCAAUCCAGCCGAACCCAGUUGUAUGGCUUAUGCACGAAAUGUAGUUCGUUAUAUCAGAUAAUUUGAUGCACCAAAAUUCACCUAUAACGAAUUUUAGUAAACUUUUGUGAUGUGUUCAUUACGCACACAUUCAUGUUUCCCAGUGGAGAAAAGAAGCAAGGAACGAAUUCAAUUUAUUGACAGCAAAACUACCCUUAGUCUGCUGUGCCAAGCACCGGACCAAGCUGGGUCAUCAUGAGGAAAAAUGUUUGUGAGGGCUUCUUAUAGACUUAUGACAUCUCACAUGUAUGCCUGAAAAAGAAAAAAGCAAAAAAAACGAGAGAAAGAAAUGGACGACAGCUCUCCCAAAACACUGCGUUUGCGCCAAGCCAGCAACAUUAUGGUGCUGGCAGCGGAUUCGCCAAGUUUGUUAUAUCCAAUGUCUAGUUUGUUAUGAGGAAGUUAUUUCACAUCAGUGUUGUUCAGUUAGUUGAGUGAGUGCAACAUGCAGAAUACUUCAUUUUACCCAAGUUCUUUAUACUGUGGUUCGACUGGGCUCGAUUUUCUUAUGGCACCUAAUGCUUCUAGAUUGUGCUACCAGACUUGUUAUGCAAACCCUAUUUAUACCCAAGACUUGAUGCAUUACCUUUAUUGACCUGAUGCGAUAAGCCAAUGUUACUUGCUGUUGUGAAUAACUUCUUCUUGGGUGAGUUGGUGUUUACUUAACAUGUUGCUUUCUAGAGUAAAAAACUCGAAGAAAAGAAGACAGCGAGAGGCGAAAGGAAAAGAAAGACAAGCGCUACUUACGACUGUUUAUUCCGGAAAACAGAGCAUCCCGUAUAUACACAAAAAUGCACAUGCGCAAAUGCAUAAAACAAGCAAAGGACAUCAGUCAGCGGAAGGCAUUGUUAUCCAUUUUAUAUGCCAAGCAAUCUGAAUUCUGAAUCGUAAAGCAUAACAGAAUUUUGACUCACGCAAGCCAGACCGAUGCUAUGGAUAUGGAAGGCUUCCAACAGUUCACGUGUGAUUUUGUUUUUGCUUCUGCCUAGGAUCCUGACAUCAAAAAACAGUGGGUCACAGUCGGGACAAGACCUACGAUGCGCAGACAGGUGUGCAGUCGUAUCUUUCUUUAAAAUAUUUACGUGCUCUCUUAUUCGGUCGUUGAUGCAACGUGCAGUUUGCCCAAUGUAGCACUUGCCACAGCUGAGUGGCGUCAGGUAAAGCACUCCUGUGGAGCAAUGCACGUAACGCUUAAUGUGCUGUACUGUACACCUGUUCGUAGCGCCACCCGUGAUUUGGGGGCAGAGACUGGCCAGCUUGUUUGGGGCGGAGAUGACCACAGGUACUCCAUACCUGUUCGUCACUUUCUUGAGAUUGUGGCUAACCCUGUGAAGGUACGGGACGCUCUGUUUUUUGGAAUAAACAGUUGUAAGUAGCGCUCAUCUUUCCUUUCCGUUCACCUCUCACUGUCUUCUUUUUUUCAAGUUUCUUGCGCUAAAAAGCAACAUUUUGCUGCUGUGACUCUGUGCUUUGAAUACUUGCAUCCUAUACCAACCUCAGGUCAGUGGCACCUUAUUUAUGCCUCCGGAUGCUUCAUUUUCAUCAGGUAACAUUCCAAAAGUUUUCAGCUAUGUUAAGGAAACUGCGUGUAGUCUUAGUAAAUGCUUGAUGCCCCUGAGCCCUUUAAUCACCUUGGGAGCAAUUCCCUAGGCCAUUAACUUAUUUUUGAAUUAUUGGUGUGUAACGAGUACUUCAGUUUAGAAACUUGCUGCAUAUUCAUUCAGUAGCUGGAGUUUAGAGGCGGAACUGCCUUUGCAGUCUCACUCUUAAAGACUGAAUUUUGCUGUAGCAUUUAUAAUUUUUUUUUCUGUCGGAACACUCAAUCACACAUGGAUGAUUCUUUAGACAGAAACUAUGCGAGACACUGUUUUUGUUUGCUUGAGUAUCAUUGACCAACAGACUUUUGACUGAUAUCUAUAUAUGCGAGCAUCCUGAGCAUAUGCCGAUUUUGCCGUGGCAGCAUAUGCUCGAAAUAUAUAGGAUAAAGUCGCAGUGCAGGAAAGUUAAUGUAUAUUCAUCUUUUGUGUUGAAGUUCGCACAAAACAUGACGUACGACGGUCUGUAAGUUUGAGUCUAAAGGUGUUUACAAGCUAUGCGAUCAAAUGUUUUAAGGCCAUGUACCACAAAAGCGACAGAAUAUCUAAGAAAAAUAGUUGUAAGCACAGGACAGAUUCAGUCCAAACUGACGUAUACUUGCUGUGUGGCUUGUCUGAUAGGCAUGCACUGCACACUUGUAAUGCAAAGUGAACUUCAAUUCUUGACAUGUAGAACAAGCAACGUUGAUUUUAUGUGCCGUCACACUGAUGUUUGGCACCAUAAGCCUGGGACAACGUAACGACUCUAUUCCAAUUCUAUUCCAAUUCUAUUCCAAUUCUGUUCCAAUUUUAUUCCUUUUCACACUGGUCAGAGCUGUGCUCCACCCGCAUUAUCGACGAGAUCAGCUGGUUGUGAACGGUGUGUGAUAAGAAAGAAAAUAGAAAUGUGCAGAGUUGCUACAUUACAUCACGUCAUGCUUUUCUCUGGCACUGCAUAAGCUUAUGGUACAUGACUGAUAGGCUUAAAUUGAAGGAAGCAGCUUUGAUAGCAGUGAUUUGAAUGCGCUUGCAGUAAGGACAUAGAUGUGUGCCAGAUUUAAUGAAAGGCACCUUCCAACCAUGUAACGUUCGAUGAAAUAGCAGUACGCUCGACUGCAAGUUGUCGGCAUGUAGCACUUUAGUAUGGUAAAUAUCACGUGCAGCUUUUAGUGGGAUGAGCAGGCCUCAGUUUGUACGAUGCUGCAGUUUCCUUUGUUUCUUUCACACCAACUGCUUUGGUGACUUAGUAGCUGCAGUGUGCUGCUGUGGACCAUGAAUUUGCAGGUUUGAUUCCCAGCCAUGGCAGCCACAUACAGUUUUUGACAUGGUACAAAAAAAAAAUGCCCAUUUAAAUUAUAGUAGGCGGUCAUUACUAAACCAGCAGCGGUACUCUUUUGCGAUCACUUUCACAAAAUUUCAUGUCACUCGGCAGCAGAUGUGUUGGCAUCUAUACAACCAUCAGCGCUUCUUGGACAUUGCCGGGAACCCAUACAUGUUCAGUGCCGAGUCUUGCAAAAUACGAUGAAGAUGCUCAUAUCCUAAAUUAUUAUAAUUCAAAAGUACCGCCUCAGCAUUCCUCGCUGUGAAGUCCCUUGCAGAACAGGCAUUACUUCAGGACAUUUCAUUAAACCAACUUGUCUCUUGUUUUCUGUUGCGCUAAUCCAGCAGCAAUUUAUGAACUAUCAGAGACGCAGUGUUCAGUUAAUAUAGCCGCCAAAUAAACCUAAUGGACACUGAAAGCCAACACUGAAGGCUAUAAUUGUCUGUUGGCUUGGCCAGUUACUGAGCAAGCUGGUCACUAAUUUCUGAAAAAAAAGUAGGGCUUCUAUUAAAGCCACAGGAGGCAAGGGAACAUGGCUAUCCUAUCUUCUCCUGUGCCCUUUCCUGAAGCGCACAUACAUGUGAAUAAUUUUAUUGUUCAAGUUUGUUCUUAAGCCUUCUAAGGUGUUGCGGGUCGUGCUCGGGCAUUUAAUUGUACGUAUAAUGAAAAAGUCUGUGAGUGAUAGGCCUAGGCCAACUUUGAUGGCUUUGCAUAUGGUGAACGGGUAUUUGUUUAGUGCAGAAGUGCAGAAGUGUGGAAUUAUGUUUUAUGUGUAAAAUCUUCCAAUAGUUCCCCGUCAGAACAUGGUACACAACUCAUGUCACUAGCAUGCUGUUGAAUCAGUGAGGAAGAUUUCAUGUGGAAAAUGGUUUCACGCAUGCCGUUUCUGUGGAAUCUGUUUCUCUGCCAUCUGAACAGUACAGCUAAGUGAACAAUUGCUAGCCAUUCAUCUGCUAUGUGCAAUCGACUGAUUCUUUAACAGUACUGUGCGAGCGUAUACCGGUCAACGCCUCAACUGUGCGAAGCAACGAGGUCAGCAAGAGCGAGCAUGCGCGCAAGAGCACUGCCACUCGAAGUGCACGCUUUGUCUGCUAGGCUCUUCCCACAGGCAUGAAACCGCCCCUGUCAUGAUUAACUCAGGGGAAACUUCUCUGUUUAUUGAAGACAGCAAGCGUACGGGAACCUGGAUGUGUUUUUUUAAACAUAUGCCGCCGUAGUCCAGAUGCACCAUAAGAGAAAGAACAAGGUUUGCAAAAAAAUAUAAUACAGUUGCAUUGCUGCUUUGCACAUUUUGUUAUUUUCACAUUAUUAUCCUGUGCAUUUGCACUAGAGAAGCACAGGCUAAAAAAAAGAAGGAAUAAAAAAGUCGCAAGCAAGGGGCACACGCUUUUGCUAUCUCCAAUAAGCCGGGAAGCUUGCACCGAAUUAUUCAUGCGAUGGGCUGUGUCGUGCUGGUAGGAAGAGCCCAGCAGAUGAAACUUGCGCUUCAAGUGAACUUAGUGUCGCUCAAAGCGCCACUCUUGGCUCUUAGCUCUUAUCUUGUCGCUUCGCGUCGUUAGAAGACCCUGUCUGGUUGGCCAGUCAACACUCGCGCUGUACGGUUGAAGAAUCAGUUGACUGUGCCUUUCUUUUCCUUUCCUCAACCUUAUGCCUCAAAUGCUAGUUGAAUUAACUGACUUUGCAGUUUCCUUAAGUCCGAUUCAUUUUCUUCCAUAACUAAUUUACCAUGGCUUUCUCAACACUUUUCUGUCAGUAUCUGCAAUGAAACAAACAUCUCUGCUUGCCCAUAUUUGAAUACUCAGGGCUCCUUUAGUGUACCUAGCCUGUAUUGCUUCGAGGCACCCUAAAGAUUUCUGAUCAGGCGUCGCCUAGCUUCAUCAAUUGCCCAGUCGUGUCUGAGUUGUGCUAUUUUUUUUUCACCUGUGUUGCCACACAGUAUAAUGUCAUGCCAUGUGGCAGUAGUAUAGUCGGGUGUAAUUUUGAGCUUGUCUAACUUGAGAUGUGGUGGGCAACUUAAGUACUGUCUAAUUUUAUUUAAAACAUUUACUGCUGAUUCAAGAAAAAGGUCCUAAUGUGAAUGUUCUGCUGUGGCCAAUUUUGUUAAAAUUCAAAGCCUGGAUAUGGGCGCUACAUUCACCAGGCAUGCAGAAGUCAAAAUUCUUUGUAACCUGAAGGCUGUACAGUGCAAUUGUGAGUACGUACUAGUAUUGUUAUAGGCAGUCUAUGUCGCUGUCAUUCUUUCCCCGAGUUAUUUCUAAACAGUUGCGUUAUCUAAUCAUCAGUGGGAAAGCUUCAGUGUGCAAUAUAUAGUCUGCUUUAAAUGUUGUGUUUAUUUUGUUUUGUGAUGUUCUUGUUGUUGUGCACUGUCCUGUACCUGUAUGUCCACCUUAAUGGACUGUUGAAGAUGUUGCCAAAUGCCAAGUUCCUACCAUGUUUGUGUUGCACAUAGACCUUUCUGCAUUAUUCUGUACACAAAUUUUGCAUAUGUAAGUGUUUGUGCAUGGCAAAGGCAGCGACAUGUCAGUGUACUUGUGGAUGAACUGUGGAUUCUAGCCACGUCUCUGCAACAUAGAUUGAUGAGGGAGAUCUUAUUUUGAGUAUUCUAGACUGUCUCAUCUGUGGUAAAGUUUACUUGCAUACAGUUGUGGACAACAUUUUCUGGCUAUAAAGACAAACUGCAGAACCAAAGUUCAUCCAUCCUGCUGCUGCUGCUAAGAAAAGCUCUGCAAUUUUAUUUACUCUUCCAAUAUGAGGAACUCAAAACAUAAUUGCUUUACUCACCACAGCAUGCAAUGUUGAAAUAUGGAGAGAGAUUUAGUAUUUACGAGUUGGUAAGACAUUUUAUUUAAUUGUUUAGCUUUGCUCUUGUGAGUUCUGUCACAUGUGAGACUUUCACACAUUUUAUGCAUCCUCUAAAACCAAAAUGGCAUCCACUUCACCUGGCAGCCGUCCUUCAUCUGUUGGCCUGCCAGCCAACUCAAUAUUGUCUCUGAGACAUGUGAAGAGUUUCUGUAACAAAUGUUGGACAUGACGGGGGAAACAAAUGGUGUGCAACAUUUAUGCUGAUUUAAUGGUGGCUGUCUUUUACCAAAGUAAGCAAACCACACAAAAUUGGAGACAUCGAAGGUGGCAACCAUGUCACCCAAACUAAUUUGCACAGCAAUUAAUGUGCAGAACCACCACCUCCAAAGCUUCAUCAACACAGCCUUCAUGGCCAGGAAAGGGUUGUCCGUGAGAACGGCUGUAAUGAUUAUAUCUAGCAUUAUUAGAUUAUUACUAUUGUGUUAGUUGUAAUGUAAUUCAUGCUGUAACAACCUGUUGGUGUUACUGGGAAUCUGCCUUACUGCUCUGGCUGCAUUACUGUUAUAACUGAGGCAGAAAUGGGGAAUGCUGAACAACUUAAUGUGUGAAAAAUGUGCACUUUAGAGGAGCUCUUGUUUGCACAUGUGUAGUCUUCAGUGCUCAUCAUAGCAGACUACUGGUGCCACAAGAAAAUGUUGCAUGUGCAUUAUGUAAUAUUGCACAUUUUGUACAGCAUAGGGUCAAAAUGUGUGCAGAACAAAAUGAUAAGAGUGUGUGGUUGUAGCAGUGUGUGGCCGCAGUCAAACUGUCAGCCAGAGUAGCAAGGGGAACACCCCAGAACUGGCCCUUUUCACAGCGGCACUUGAACAAGUUAGUUUUAUACUUGGCUCAAUCAAAACUCUGGUAGGCUUUGUCUAGCCAGGCUUUUAGUUCCUGUCUAGCAGAAUGAGCUUCAAGGUCAAGGUCAAGCAUUGUUUUCAUAUGCACAGCAUUCCACUGUAACUGGGCCCAGCCAUAUUGGCAAGUUUCAGCCAGUUAUUUUUAUAUGGUUGUUGUUGAAGGAUUUGAUUCUCUGUUGGCUGCAGCUGUCAUUCUUGAUGGAAUAGAAUGGUGAUGCAAAACACCCACGCUGUGGAGCUGUGUUGACAUGAUGUGGCAAACGUUUCAAAAGCUUGAGAGCUGUUGCACUGUUUAUCUUGGCACGGAAAAUUGUGUUGCGGGUUUACACCAUUUGCAGCAUGUUAUCAUUAAUGCUUGAAACUAAGAUCUGUUUGUUUCUGGGUUAUCUUCAGGCUGUAUUGUGAUUAAGUAUUGCUGCCUGAGAUUUUGUCAUUUGAAUAAUCUAGCAUCGUGCAGCUCAACUUUUGUGGAACCUUCUCCUCUCAAUUAAGGCAUGCCAUAUGUUUAAAUGCACAACCGUCGCAGUUCCUAGUGUGCUUUCUUUUUCUCUCGUUAUGCAUCAUUACUCGGAGAUUUUACUAAGAGUGUUUAUUCGUAAGAAAGCUUACCUUAUUUUUUGCUUAAGCCAGCUUUUUUUUUAUAAAGAAUGAGAAUGCUCCUUGUACCCCAUGUGGUAUUCAUUGUUUUCUGUUGUGCCGCUGUUUAAGUUGCUCCACGUCAAACUGGUGGGAAAAUGUGUUAUGUAGUGUAGUCGGUAUUUUAGUUGAAUAAUAUUUGACUUUGGAAGUUGUGUGUUGUAAAAAUUGUCGUAACCUAGCUCUGUGUUUGAUACAUAAGAGGCCCAAUUAUUUAAUCUAAAGAUGUUAUGACAUCACAAAAAUGAAUUGCAUAAGUAAAACUUGCUCGCUUUUAGGAUACUGCACUGUGGACCACUUGACAAAGCAACAUGUACUUCUUGCUUAUGGGGCUUAUGUUUUUGUCACACGCACAUGUUUGCCUGGAACUACCAGUAGAUGUGCACAUCACCAUGACAUAAUUUGGCAGUGCUUAGAUGUGCAACUGGCAUUGUCAAAGUAAGCGCAUGUAGCUUUUCGCUGAAUUAACACCAAGAGAGUGACUGUGUAAUGUUGAAUCUACAGCCUCGUUGAAGAAGCCGGAGCAUAUUUUCGUACAUGCUUUUUCGAUGGGUCAAAAUCCUGUACUCAAAGUACAACCAUUUCAUGACCAAUGUUGCUAUGGCAAUCAUAUAUUAAUAUGAUUUUGUCUUUUAGUCUGACAUUAGCAUGUAUUUCGUGAUAUUUACCACAUUCUCAUGUCUUUUAUCAUGUUGUCUACUUUACAAGUAAUUGUUGCAUGCAGACCCCACUUAUUUUACUUUGUAAAUAGCUUAGAAUUGCAUGGUAACGCACCUUAUUGUUACUUAUAACUCCAUCUUCAUUUUUUGUCAUGCUUUUAACUUCUAUGAUAAAGAUGAAAGUGAAAAGAGAAACUUUCGUGUUUUUGUUUUUCUCUUUGGUAAGCUGUAAAGAGAUUUGGCAUGCUAUUUUUAUUAUUUAUAAAAAAUGUGUUUUGCAAGCGCAUGCUGUCAGAUGCUGCUGGAGCUACGUGCACAUCUUGACGCAUUGCUUAAUAUUUUGUAAGUGCACGCACCCUACAAUUUUGAUGCACUUGUAUUCUAGUAUUAUGUUACAGGCUGCUGUUACAUGUCUAUGCUUACUGAGUGGAAGUUUUCUUUUUUCAUCAGUUAUGACAGCAUAAAUGCCAGUAGUACUGUAAUGGUUGUGCGGUAAGCCCACGAUGCAGACAUUUACGGUGUCUUACCGUUUAUGACUAUUUAUGCAUCACUUCUAAGUACGCAGAUUAUUUCUGGCUGGGCACCCAUUGGAAGAAAUUUUUAAGAGUAAUGUCUGUAGUUCUGUAAAGGAUAAUUCUGUAAGAAAUUUGCACUAGGGUAAUUUAACCAUAUAUAUGGACCCUUUAGCACUCCAUUAUUUAUGAAGAGACAGAGAAGGGCAUGACAGACAUAAUGGCAGUGCUAGAACAUGGUUAGAAGCCUGAAAACGCACAUGUUACCUAGUGUGGCCAUGCACAGAAGCUGCAUUUUGUCACCUGUUCACCUAUUGAUGGUGUAAAGUUGAGUUCAGUACACAUCUAUGCUUUGAAAGGAGCAUUAUGGCUCCACAAAUUUGCUCUUUAUAGCAGCUGUAGUGCUAGAACAAACAGUACGACUGGAAUAGAUCUGUUUAGCAUGAUACUGCCUCCUGGCAACAUUAGUAGAGCAGUUGUUAGCUGUGGCAGACUGUUUUAUAACUCUAGUGGAUCAAGAGCUGGUGGGGUUUGAGAAGUAGCGCAAUAGAGUAUUCCAACCCUAUGUUAUAACAUGCUUUUUUGUCAGCACUGCUGCUAAUUGGCCAGCAUGUAACACAGGAAAAAAAGGUAACCCACAGCACACGGGCGUUACUGGUGGUGCAAGUUAUCGUGCAACAUUUAAAGCAAAGCACCGCUGUCAAGUUAAGAUGUUUAUAGUGAACCCACACACCCUGACCAAAGGUAUUUAUGCAGUACGCUGGCCAAAUAGGAACAUACUUUAGUUGAGGGAGCAAGUAUAUAUAGCCUUUCCUACUGUAAAACUGCCAAAUCCUCUCAAGCUGUUCCUUUCAGGGCCUCAACUUGGGCAAAGUGCUAGAUGUGUAGUAUAUUGCAUCAACAAGUGCGAGAAAACAUCAAUGUUGAAAAGACUAUUUAAGGAUGCUUUGCCUGGCAUACAUGCUUACAGCCCCUUGCAUGUUAAAAGGUUGCUUUCUCAUUGUGAUGUAUAAAGUGAACCGGUUCACUUAUAUCAAUCAUCAAAUCCAGAUAACUGGACACAUCUUUAUAUUAAAUUUUUGUGUCCUAAGGUAAGGAAAAUGCAGAACAAGGUGGCAGGGAUUGGAUGUUGAGAUUGGGAUAUUUGCUGGCAUUGGGUGAAUUCAGUUGUUGCACAGCAGAAGUAAGUGGAAAACUUGGGGAGAGGUCCUUGUGGCUGCAGCGAAUGUAAUCAUUCUGAGAAUGAUGGUGAUGUUUAAGGCCGCACAAUGGAUGGUUCUGCAGUAACAGUCCUUGUCCCAGUGUAGCAGUAUCGCUGCCAGGAUAACAUUGUAGUAUUGGAACUGGCCUGUUGUGGUACCGACAGUCCCAGGAACGGCAGGUUAAUGCAGUGCUGCUUGGGCCAAUAUCUUGAGGUGUUCUAAUCAUGUGCUGAUAUUGUGCAGUGUUCAUCAUAUUCAUCAGCCAAUCUCUGGCCACUUGUCGUGCCACCACAGUAUAUUCUAGGUCAGUCAACCAAAGGACCUUGCAUUGUUUUCCGGCAUAAUGAAUACAUCAACUCAAACGUUCAAGCCAGGUGGGCGAAAUGAAUAGAAUAAUUUUGCAUUCCAUAUGGAGUACUUCGUUUUCGGAAAAAUGGCUGUUAAAACAUAAGGUGUGCUUUAAUGUUGUGGGAUGUUUCACACUAAUGUGGUAAUGCUGUUGUUGAAGUAAUGGGUGCAUGACCAGCUGCUAAAGUACAUUCUUGUCUUGCUUCAGCGCAACUCAGUUUGAGUAUGAAGGGACAGGGACAGGUGACAGGAUGAGCACUCAUCCUGUCACCUGUCCCUGUGUCUUCAUACUCAAACUGAGUUGCGCUAAAGUGGGACAAGAAUAUGAUGCACCAACUCACCCAUUCAGCAAUACUUGUUAAAGUAUAGCUCGUUAUGUUCAGAACGAAGGGUACGGUGGCAUUGGCUGUCGGUAGAGUGCUUAGAUAAGAGCACAGCGCUGUGAAGGAACAGUUGCUGUUGCAAGACUGCUGUACUUCUGAUGAUCGAGUUUUCUUUUAAAUGGUUAGUAGUCAAAGAGUCUUGUGGCCAAGGAAUGUGUAUUGACAGCUUAUCUGUAGCAUCUAUGCAUUCUUUGUAGAAGAAUGUUUCCAUUCACUUUGCUGUCAUUAAUAGCCUUUAUGGAAAAAAACUAGUCGAUAUUACACUGAUAACAUUGUCUUACUAUAUUGAGUAUCUUUAUCUUAAAACUAAGGAAGCUUAAUUGGGACGUGCAAAUCGUGAUUUGGGGGUUCUUGGCAGUAGGAAAUGGUUGUAAGAAACAACCUUCGGCAAUUUUAGGAGGGAGCUGAUAGUAGCAUGUGCUAGCUACAGACUACAGGAAAGAAGUAACGAUUACAAUUACAAUUACGUCUUUCAAAAAUGUAAUCGAUUACAUUUACAAGUUACUGUUCCAUGGAAGCAUUUGAUUCAUUACUAAAAUGUAAUUGAUUGCUUCAACUUUACUUUUCUCCCUUCUUUUAUUAAAAUUGCACAAAUACAGUAAAUAGAAUGAGCUGGCUUGGCUAUUUUAUUGCAUUCACUGCAGCCUUUCACGCAUUGUUUAUUCUCAUUAAGGGUAGCCUUUCAAAAUUUUCUUCGGUAAUCUUCCCUUGUUUUCUUGUGAUGACAGUGAUACGGAAAACUCGCUCGAUGUACAUGCUGGAGAGAAGGGCUGUGUUGUAGCAUAUGGUCACCUUGCUCACAAGACGGUGGCUACUCAUUGUUGUAAUGCUAGUAUCUGGGUCCUGUAUGAAUUGCAGCACUUCACUGUUACUGGGGUUAGGGAAAGGCACACCCAAUGGGACCAGUGAGAAACUGAAAAAUUAUCCAUAGCUGAUUCCCUGGCAUCGGUGCUUGAAGGGAGCCAUUGCUGCAUAGAAGUGCCAUUUGACUUUGUCGGCCGACACCUGGUAAACUUCCACUUGGCAUCCUUCAUUCUUUUGCCAUUUAGACUUAAAAGCCUAGGUAAUUGUAAUCAAUGCCUACAAACAUUCAUGUUCCUUGAAAAGUUGGCCAAAUCUGUAAUGGAAUUUAAUAUAAUGCUGCAUAUUAUCCAGUCCUAAGAUAUUGUGUGUGUCACAAUCACAGGAAUAAGCAUAUAUGAGUCAUGUAUAUAUAUCAAAGAUAUAGAAACAUGUGCAGAAAUCGUGGACUGCACUAAGGGAAAAAGAAUUGAGCAGCAGGUCUUGCUGAUCUGUGAAGACCACUUAAAAGUAAUUCCACGACAGAGGAAACGACAGAUUUAUAAGAGAAAAAGUCAAGUCGGACUUCCAAGAGGGAUCUGCAAAUCUGCUAGCCUGACAGGCUCAUGUGAUCGAGACGAAGCUACAGUAUGGUGAUUAUGGAAGGGAGAUAGCCCAUGUACAUGUUUUCAUUCAUUUAAUCACCGUAGUUUCCAGAAAAUUCAUGUGCUCAAAGCUGUGUCACCUGUUCUAGCUUGUUCUGUCAAAAAUGUAACUGGUUACAUUUGAUUGGUUACAGAAAAAGAAGUAUUUAAAUUACAGUAAGCAUCACCAUGGGAACAAAGUAAUUGUUAAGAUGUUAUUGAUUGCAAGUAAUUAAUUACACAUAAUUUGUUACACACAACUCUGGAUAGAUAUGAUAACAGUAAACAAGAGCUCAAGUUUCUUCUGUGGUAAAAAUGCAAAGGCAUAUGGUGAAAUUUCAUAUGUGAAGAAUAACACUGAUUGUGUAUAGUGAAGCGGUAUAUAUGAAGCCUCAAUAAUUAGCUCCUUGACUAUCGGAAUUUUCGGAAAAUAUUUGAUUAUAUAACACUUUCAGAAUGAUGAUGUGAGCUUCCUAUUUGAAUGCCUCGUACAUUAUUAUGCCUGGUCUUUAUAGUAACUUCAAUGCCAUGCCUUUGCCGCCACAGUUCAGCCACACUUAUUGCGGCAGGCAGCGUUGAACUUUUCUUCCAAAACUAGGAGGAGCUGUCAUGGUUUCAGCAUCAUCUCUAAUAUAUGCGCAUUUCUGCGGUUUUGGCAUUAAAACUAUUAUAAACACUUAUCACGUAUCUUUCAGGUCUGCUUACUAAUGUGAUGAACAAUCACUGGUGCACUGAUAAAUUGAUAAUGUGUAAGUGAACUUGAGUGCAGCGCGUGGAUUCAUGUUGAGGGAAGUUAAAUGUGUGUUGGUUGUAUAAGCCCAAGUUUGCAAGCAUACCAUAAAUAUGAAUGGAAAGCAAAGCUUGUGUAAGGUCAGAAACUGAAAGGGAGAGCUAGGAAAUAAAAGUGCAGAUUAAAUUAGAAAACAGGAACAUACAGUCUUCAUCAGAUGUUCUAAAGCAACUUAGCAAGUGACAUCUGUUACUAGCAUGCCCUCUUGCAUGCCCAGAGCUCCCUAGUGUUCCCUAGAAUGGGGAGCAGUUUCUCUCGAUCUCCGGGAUUUCGGUGCAACAGAAGUUCUACAAGGGACCUCAGUUUGCAGCACAAUGUCAGGUCUGGUCAUGCACACAGCAGCAUAAAAAGCUUUGAGAAGAACAGUAUGUUGUGUGUUUAUAUACAUAUAUAUAUACAAAUUUAUGGAAUUCCCUUACAUAUGCACAAUUUUGAUUUGUACAUAUACGAACAAAGCAUAUAGUAAAAGUAUAUUGCAAGUUGUAUCCUGUGGAGAAGUUCUAACGAAGUUAUCUAGAAUUGUUGUGAAAAUUGUCUGUGUGGCUUGCAUUUGUUGCCAAGUUUGAGAGCUGUGAACUUUAAAUCCUGUAGAAAUUUCAUUGCAACCCCAUUGAGAAUUCCUGCAUUAAGGCAGCUUGUCAUGCCCCGAUUUUCGUUCAUAGUUGCUGCAUGUGCACUUGUGUCUGUGGUUGCUCACGCCAUUUGCGACGUACUGCAUUGCUUUCUUCCUAGCUUGUACAUGUGCUAACUUUUAUUUCUGAGGCUCUGAUAUUGUUGAAAACCCACCCUGUGUUUGCUGCAGGUUUGUUCUAGAGUUGGCUUGCAGGAAUGAACAUGAUAGCUAUGUGGUUAGUAGUUGCAAGACUGUAUGAAAAUCAGAGGCACCGCAUUUGCAUAUGCUUACAAAAUUAAUUUUAACUGUCAAGUCUUUCUUUAUGGAGUCAAUUGGAACUCAUUCGGUAUUGAAUAUACAUUGAAUACUUUUUGGUAUGAAGUCAGAUGUACUUCUACAGGUCUCAUUCAAUAGAGUCAAUUAAAUUUCGUACAAAUAAAUUUCAAUUCACCUUUGUAUGGAGCAUGUAAAAGACUACCAAUGGUCUGCAUGCACCAGCGCCAUCUUUGCACUAUCUUAAUUGUUCGGAUCCGCAAACUAGCAGUUCUCCUAAGCAGGGUGUCUUUUUUUUUUAUCUGCACCACAUUUUUUAAAUAUGCCUAUGGCAGAUAGCACAGUUCUAACCCUUGAUCUAAAUUACUCAAUCAGGCGGCCAUUACUUCUAUGGGAAAUCAAAAUGUUCAGUUUAAUAAUAAUGUAAUUACACGAAUUACCUUUUUAAUUAAUUACUUCAUGGCACAUAUUUCAAUCUACGAAUUAUGCCGCUGAGUUCGCACGUCAAAUCCACUUGAAACAAAUUUGGACAGCACCGGUUCCGUGACAUUAAUUUUUAAAGUGUCCUACGAAAAGCACUUCUGUGCUUCGAUGCAUUAAACAGCAAUUUCUUAAAGAGUAACUGGAACACCAAUGCAUUGCGUCAGACACUUCGAAAGUUAACAUCUCGGGACUGGUGUUGUCUAGAGAAUUCGUUCCAUGUGGAUAUGCCCUGUGAACCCGGCAGCUAUAAUUUGUAGAUUGAAAUAUGUGUCAGAAACUAAUUAAUCAGAAAGUUAAUUAACAUAAUUAUGUUCAUUAUUCAGAGGAGCAUUUCGAUGUCUCCUAGAAGUAAUGGCUGCCUCAUCAAGCAGUUAGAUCAAGGGUUAGAAUUCUCCUAUCUGCCAUAGGCAAUAAUAAAAAAUUUGGUGCAGCUAAAAAAAGGCUGUGGCUUAGGUAAGGUUAAGCCCAGGAUGCGAAGCAUACUAGCCUUUAUUUUAGUUGUUGAACCACUGUUUAGCCUGGUGAACUGCUGUUGCUUGGCUAUAUUUGGUUCGGCUAGACGAAGAAACAACUCAUGCAUUACUUCUUCGCCUUCAAGAGUGGAACGCGACAGCGUUCCCGUCGACCCGCCAAGGGGUGUAAGACAAUGGGCUACAGGGCAGCGACUACGCGCCCCGCAUUGGACGCGGUGAGCGUCGAGCAAAACAGCGUUCGGCGCGGCAACGAAAUGUGCGCCUGAGCAAGAGACGCACGCCUUAGAAACAGCUCGUUUCUAAGGCAACACCGCAUUCACUAGAGGCGCUUUUGUACCGCUUUGAAGCAUCGUACUCGUGGCUCAGUGGUAGCGUCUCCGUCCUGCACUCCGGAGACCCUGGUUCGAUUCCCACCCAGCCCGUCUUGCAAGAGUUGAGCCAAAGCCACUUCUCCUCUGUCGUGACGUCACGGUGUCACGUGGUUUCAUGGCGACACCGCCGCGCCUGAGGAGCUGGGUUGAGCUCUCGUAAUAUGCUUCGCAUAAAAACAAAACACCAUGUAUGUGCACAAGGGUGCGGAGAUGUUGCCCGUGCUGUAACACAAUUUCAUUCCACAGGAAAUUAUUCAAAUAAUGCGUCGCUUUGUCUUUCUUUUCAUCAAACGGCAGACAAUUGUGUUCCAAAAUGCUGUAAAGUACAUUGUUAUAGAGGGCACAUAAGCUCACGGCUUGUGCUAUGGACAUGCUCCAGCUUCGCAUGCAGACAGAAGCGGUGUUAAUGCAUUGUGCUGGCUGUGCCAUUUAACAGCAGUGCUGCUGCAAAGCUGUAUGGUUUCAGACUAUCCUCAGAGAGCAAACCACUCCUACCAGACGUUUGAAUGUUUGCCCCAGCAAUUGUCUUGACUACAAAUUCUGGUUGGGCUUUUCAGAUGCAAAGGUCUGUAUUCCUGUCUCCCUUUCUUGUUGCUCACUUGCUGUUGGUUGGUUGUGUUUGUGCAGAAUGUACGGCUCACUGCCUCAUUAAAAUGCUGCUCUUGUUUGCUGACGAA